AUGAUUCUUCCUGUUGCAGGCCGGUCUGUGAAUGUGAAUCACCGAAGAAGCCUCAGCAACGUCUUCAAGACAGUCAGAGCAAGAUACUCCCGCGACAAGCUGGAAAAGAAUGAACUGGACACCAGCGACCCGGAGGUGACGGAAGUUGCAGAGCCCACCUCGUCAAGUAGUGAAGACUCUACCUCUGUCAAGUUGGAAAGGAGGCAAUUCUCCCCCCCUCCUCAAUUGGAUGUUCUAUCUGAUUUUUCUUCCCAUGAAUCUACGGCAGAGCCUUCUACUUUUCGGGCUGGUCUGGAAAAGGCUGUGGCUGACAUUAACAACAAGUACGGAACGCCAGCAAGUACCUGCUUGGCAGAGGGUUUGACAGAUGCCGGUGUUAGCAGACUCAUGAAUGCCAAUUCACUGCCGUUUCAUACAAGAGGUAUCUUUCGUCCUCGGUAUCAACUGCCCAUGUUCGUACAUGCUCCAGCGAGGACUGCUCAAUCUACGGCCGGGGAAUUACAGCAGCUCUCACCGACAGCAUCAGCUGAGUCUGUUUCACUAGAUACCAAAGACAACAAAGAAGGAGGCUGCCAACUGCCAACUCUUAUGCUGGACAAAGUACUAGGCCCAAGCUUCGACCUUGGAGAAUUUAUGGCUCCAGAGAAUGCAACUGAACAGACAUCUGAACUGAGUGAAUCAGGAGGGCACAUCGCAACCGAGUCCAUGGAAGUGGCAUCAUCCAAGAACUCCACACGAACUGUCGUUCGCGAAGUUGACGUGAACAGUAAUGUGGAUGUUGGGCCAGACUUAGAUGCCGAGGAACACGAAUCGGAAAACGCCGUCCCACCUGUCACAUCUAACCAAGUACCGUCGCCUCUGAUCAGAAUUACGACUAGUACUGAAAAUAUUAGUCUUCGAUCAGCUGAAUCGGUGCACUGCCAUCAAAGAAACCGUUCCAAUAGCGAUCAACCACCACGAAGCCCCUCCGGGUCAAACAUUGGAAGUUUUGAUCGUGAAAGUCUAAUAUCGGAGAUUUCCAGCAGCGAUGUUAGACGUCUACGUUCUAAAAGCUCUCCUACUAAUUCGGAGAGCUAUUCUGAAAUUAUGGUGAAACACCGUCAGCUUUCUGGGAGUAGUCGAGUCUCCAACUCAGCCGAAGACAAUGUACCCUCAGUGUCCGAGCUUGUCAGCAAGUUUCGGCAGAUGGGUUCCGUGCCAGGAACCUUUCCUGCCAACUCGCUUUCAGAUACCUCCGUUGCUCAUCCAGCUUUGAGGAAAAUAUCACGAGGCAAACAGUUUGAGACAUUUCGCAGUCGGUUUUCAAACGACUCCGAAGGAGGCUCCAGUGUACUCUCCAAUCUCGGGGAAGCGCCAGACGACUUGCAGAUAGUUGUCCCAGAACCUGGAACGCGAGACCCAAACUUUCUCUCGUCUGAGAAUUUUGAGGCCUAG
Messenger RNA from Pochonia chlamydosporia 170, 1434 nucleotides. RefSeq names its product Mss4-like protein. NCBI's taxonomy places the organism in Eukaryota, Fungi, Ascomycota, Sordariomycetes, Hypocreales, Clavicipitaceae. The transcript has a single exon. Bases 1 to 1434 code for a protein of 477 amino acids. The record is from RefSeq and is a predicted model, not a curated record.